This is a messenger RNA of Rotaria socialis, 1293 nucleotides long. NCBI's taxonomy places the organism in Eukaryota, Metazoa, Rotifera, Eurotatoria, Philodinida, Philodinidae. The record is from the annotation of a GenBank genome assembly.
AUGACUGCAUCAGACAAUACACAAGAAUUGAAAAAUUCCGAAAAUCUUGGACUUCUUACCGCAAACGUCUUAGAAGCAGAGUUUUUAACAGAUGAAAACGAUUCGAAUGAAGCUACUGAAUCAAGUCUCGAAACAUUCAGCGAGGCUAUUAACCGUGGGAAUCUGGAAAUACUUGAAGCGGCUUUUGUUUCAGAAAUAUUGAUAAAUGAAAGUGCAACAUCGCCUCAAUCAUCUCCAAUAGAAGCUCCUUCACAAGUCGCUGGUGCUUUAGCAUCAGUUGAAAGAGAUCUCUCUAAUGUCUGUAAUCAUGCUACGAAUUUUGCUGAAAAUGCGAACGGUGAACAUCUUUCAACAGGGGUGCAGCCUUCUACAUCAACCAGUCAACCACAAAGUCAAUUAUCUAUCACGACUGAUGGUACUGGGUCAGCAGCAUUCAAGCGAAAAAAACAUAUUAUGAUAAGCUAUAAUCGUGAGUCGUCAUACGAUAUUUGUCGCAGAAUCUGUGAUGAACUUAGACGUCGCGGAUUUGAGGUAUGGAUAGACGAGGAUAACUUACACGAAAGUAUUCUUCUUCAAGCAUUGGCCAACGCUGUCGAAAACUCUUACGUCGUUCUUCUUUGUUUCAAUUCGGCAUAUGCUGCAAGCGAAUAUUGUAGAAAAGAAGCGUGUUAUGCUAUUGAAAAGCGUAUCCCUUACAUACCGUGCCGUAUGGAAGCAGGAUUUGAUCCUACCGGUUGGCUUGGAAUAACGAUUACUGAUCAUGUGUAUUGUGAUUUUUCUUCCCCAAAUGAUUUCAAUAAAGCUUUGGAGAAACUGAUACGUCAAAUCAAGAAUUUCGAGGCACAAUUGCAGUCAGAUUCUGGAUCCAAUAAUAGUAUAUUGAGCAGCGUGGAAACACCCUCUUCGGUAUCGAGCACUUUGGUCGAGAAUCAAAACUUUCAGGUGGCUCUCCAAACAAUUGUUCGUGAAUUCAAACGAAGAGUUGAUCAAACCUAUAAUGAUUCAGAGCCGAUUACGGACGCGGAGGUUCCUGAGUUGGUUCGCUUUGUGCGUGAACAAAUUCUCCAUAAUAAUCCUUCAUCAUCUACGAUUGAUAAUAGUAGUUCUCAAGAGCAACGAAUAAAUGAUCAACUAACGUUGCGAGAGUUGCUCCAUCAUCCGCGAAAUCAAACAGAACUCUUAAAAAAGAUUGUGGAGAUUCUUUCAACUAUGACUGAACCAAGAACAAUUAUCAAAUUAUCCUUAGCCUUCAUGUUUAUUUGGACUAUAAGGGGAUAUUUUAAACAUCGAUAA